AUCCGCAGGCUGCCCCGAGGAAAUGGGUCCUCUGGGAGGACGCCCGCGGUGUCCUUCAGCCUGUCUGGACGCCCACCGGGUGAAAGGAGUAGGGAGGACAUCUCCGGGACCCUGGUGGAAGGGGGUGCCCCCCGCCCCCCCCUUCUCACGCCCCUGUUCUCACUCGCACGCGCCCGCAGGGUGCUUCAAGGACGACCGUAUCGUCUUCUGGACGUGGAUGUUCUCCACCUACUUCAUGGAGAGCUGGGCCCCGCAGCAGGACGACAUGCUCUUCUACGUGCGCCGGAAGCGGGCCUUCCCCAGCGGCAGCAGCAGCGAGAGCGGCACCCCCGAGGGCAGCAAGCUGGCAGAGCCCGAGCCCGAGGUGGAAGUGGAGGUAUACAGGCGGGACUCCAAGAAGCUGCCCGGCCUGGGGGACCCCGACAUUGACUGGGAGGAGAGCGUCUGCCUGAACCUCAUCCUGCAGAAGCUGGACUACUUGGUCACCUGUGCAGUGUGCACGCGCUCCGAUGGGGGUGACAUUCACAUCCACAGGAAGAAAUCCCAGCAAGUGUUCGCCUCACCCAGCAAGCACCCGAUGGACAGCAAGGGGGAGGAGGAGUCCAAGAUCAGCUACCCCAACAUCUUCUUCAUGAUCGAUAGCUUCGAGGAGGUGUUCAGUGACAUGACCGUGGGGGAAGGAGAGAUGGUCUGCGUGGAGCUGGUGGCCAGUGACAAAACCAACACGUUCCAGGGGGUCAUCUUUCAGGGCUCCAUCCGCUACGAGGCGCUCAAGAAGGUGUAUGACAACAGAGUGAGCGUGGCCGCCCGCAUGGCUCAGAAGAUGUCCUUUGGCUUCUACAAGUACAACAACAUGGAGUUUGUGCGCAUGAAGGGGCCCCAGGGCAAGGGCCAUGCCGAGAUGGCUGUCAGCCGAGUGCCCACCGGGGACACGUCCCCCUGCGGCACUGAGGACUCCAGCCCAGCCUCGCCCAUGCACGAGCGGGUGACCUCCUUCAGCACGCCCCCCACCCCGGAGCGGAACAGUCGGCCCACCUUCUUCUCACCGUCCCUCAAAAGGAAGGUGCCCCGGAGCCUGAUGGCCGAGAUGAAGAAGUCUCACUCGGCCAACGACAGCGAGGAGUUCUUCAGGGAGGACGACGGUGGAGCUGACCUGCACAACGCCACCAACCUGCGGUCGAGGUCCCUGUCUGGCACGGGGCGGUCCCUGGUGGGGUCCUGGCUGAAGCUGAACAGAGUUGACGGGAACUUCCUUCUCUAUGCACACUUGACCUACGUCACGCUGCCGCUGCACCGGAUCCUAACAGACAUCCUGGAAGUCCGGCAGAAGCCCAUCCUGAUGACCUAGCGGCGCCGAGUCCCAGCAGCGCCACUGGCCUGCCCAGCCCUGGGAGUGCUGCCAAGUGCCUACCUGUGCCACCGCCCUGGGUUCUGUGACAGCCAGUGCUGGGCCUGGCCAGAGUGGGCCCAACUCCACCAACACCAGCCCAAACUGAAGUGCCUCUUCCUCCCCCUGCUGGCUCUGCUCCUGCCCCAUCCCACCGCCCACCACCCACUACCGACCAUGCGGGGACCAGCCUCUCCACGAAGCCCAGAGAGAAAGAGAGAGAGACCUCGAGAGUGUCCUACGAGCAGCAGGCCCCCCCCGCCCUGGCUGGAGGACCCCGGGAGACCGUCCACAUCCUGCCCAUGAACGCCAGCCUCCCAACCCGCCCACUCGCCCUGGUUUACCCCUCGGUCACUGGCGGCCCACCAUGGGAGGGACCCAAGAAGGACGGUUUUGUCUGUGCUGGGAAUACCUCACCCCAUGCUCAGUUCCAGAGAGGCCCUGACCCCCAGCCAGAAUGGCCUUCUGCUUCCAGCCAAAGAACACCAACUCACACGCCUGCAGCCCCCACCCCCACCUCCUGCAGGGGCCUCCCUGAGGGGCCACUGAGCCUGGACCUGAGGGCAGGGCUGGAGGAGAGCGGGACCCCUGCCCGGGGAAGGUUCUGGGUAGAGCCCCUCCUGGGGGCUGGGGGAGGGGGAGGCGUGCUGCUCCCUGGUCUCCUGGGUGUUCCUGCUGGAACUGUGCGUGCCAGCUGGUCCCCAUCUCGGACCUGCUCCCAGAGGCUAAGAACAAGAUGGGCUGGGCAGCCUGCCCCCCAGCCAAAGGCGUUUCCAUCUGGGACGGUGCAGCCCACAUUUGUCUCCAGCCACAAGCCUCUGUCCCCUGGGAAUGAAUGAAGGAGGGGUCUCUCGGGCUGUUUCUGGGUGGGGUGCAUGUGCAGGUCCUCCUGGGGGAUUGAGGAAGAGGACGGGCUGGCCCCCCUGGUCCUGGCCUGCAGCCUCUGGAGGGCUUGUGCUCAGUGACAGGGCGACCCCGGGGUCCACCUCUGGGUUUUGUAUGCUGUUAUUAAACGCGAGCUGUUGCAUUUU
This is a messenger RNA of Echinops telfairi (small Madagascar hedgehog), 2418 nucleotides long. Its product is annotated as KIAA0930 ortholog. Lineage: Eukaryota; Metazoa; Chordata; Mammalia; Afrosoricida; Tenrecidae. The record is from RefSeq and is a predicted model, not a curated record. The transcript is spliced from 9 exons. The coding region runs from base 23 to 1348 and encodes 441 amino acids.